AUGUCUAACAACAACAAAAUAAAAUUUUUGAGUUAUCAGCCGGUCAUCUUUUUCAGCAGAAAACUAAAAAUUAAAAAAGCUUAAAAAAUGGCCAGUCCGAACUACCCCACCACCACCACGGGCGACACCGUCAAACCAAGAGUGGUCAUUUGCGUAGGCGAUAUACAUGGCUACUUUGUGAAGCUCCAAAAUCUCUGGUCCAAUCUUCAAUCCGUAAUCAGCCCACAAGAAUUUAGCUCUGCCACUAUAAUUUUUUUAGGCGAUUACUGCGACCGUGGUCCAGAUACCAAGAAAGUCAUAGAUUUCUUGAUAAAUUUACCCUCAGCUUAUCCAAAUCAAAAGCAUGUGUUUCUCUCUGGUAAUCACGACCUUGCUUUUGCUGCUUUUGUUGGGGUUUUGCCAGAACCCGCAAACGGCGUGUCGUUUAAGGAGGGAUGGAAGGAGUACGAAUCGAAUGAGGAAAGAGAAGGAUGGUAUAAAGGAGAUGGGUAUGAAAACAUGUAUUUGCAAGGGAGGAGAUGGGCUGGGUCUGUUAAGGUUCGAUUUGAUGCUAAAGGGAUUGAAUACAAGGGCUCUAUUUAUGAUGCUGCACCCACUUUUGAGUCCUAUGGAGUCCCUCAUGGAUCUGCUGACUUGAUGAAGGCGGUUCCAAAUGAACACAAGAAGUUUCUGGCUGAUAUGAAGUUCUGGCUGAUAUGGUUUUUGAGUGUCCAUGAAGAGGAAGAUGUUUGUAUAGAGAACGAAGAAGGAAUGAAGCACUGUAAAUUGAUUGCUGUUCAUGCCGGUUUGGAGAAAGGGAAAAACGUUGAGGAACAGCUAAAAUCUUUGAAAGCCAAGGACACCAGGGUGCCCAAGAUAGAGCCUCUUAGUGGGAGGAAAAACGUCUGGGAUAUCCCGAAGGAAUUAACUGAGAAGCCAACCAUUGUUGUUAGUGGUCAUCAUGGGAAACUGCAUAUUGAAGAUCUUAGAUUGAUUAUUGAUGAAAGCGGCGGGCUAGAGAAUAAUCCGGUGGCUGCAAUUGUGCUUCCAUCAAUGAAGAUUGUUCGUAAUACUGACAAUUUGACAAAUUAACUUAAAAAAUUGUGGUAUAUUAUAUAAUAACUGUCUUGUAGUUUUAGAAAAUUUAUCUAAGCGUACGUAGUUAUCUACCCAUUCAUAGAAUUUGAUCCAUACGAGCUUUGUUGCAUAAAAUAAGAUAAGAUAUGUUGGAAUUCUGUGUAUGACUCAUUGUUCUUCUCUAUGAGAUAUGUCACUGGUUCUUUCUUACAUUCUCUUCA
Messenger RNA from Jatropha curcas, 1277 nucleotides. NCBI's taxonomy places the organism in Eukaryota, Viridiplantae, Streptophyta, Magnoliopsida, Malpighiales, Euphorbiaceae. The record is from RefSeq and is a predicted model, not a curated record.